AUUUGAGGUGAACGUCCCUGAAGUAGAAAUGUCGGUCAAAGUUCGCGUCUAUUGCUGAGUACACUGCGUAAUUUAUAGAGCUUGUACAUUGGCUGACCUUUGGACUUUGACUUUACGUCGUGGUAGCGUGAACUUCAGCUAUGGCGGCGUUGAACAUGUUGGGAAGGGUUCUGGGGUUUACCCUACAGAAUAUACUGCCUGUGAUGGCGGUCCUCCUCUUGGUUACCUUAGUUCUAGCAGCGGUGUAUCUCUGGAAGGAGACUCGUUUCCAGGAGAAAGCUUUGGCUCCCUUUCCGUGUCCCGAGAGGCACUGGCUCCAGGGAACCAUGGACUUAAAGAGGAUUAAGAAGCAUCCGGAACACGUCCUGGAACACAUGACUGAGAUGGUCCAACGGUUCCCGCGAUGUUUCCAACAGUGGAUUGGUCCGUUCCGCGGAGGACUGAUGGUAGUACAUCCAGAACUUGCCAAAGAGGUUCUAAAAACAAUCGAACCGAAGUCCAGGAGCUACGAGUACCUUCGACCAUGGCUAGGUGACGGCCUGCUCCUAAGUAAAGAUGAGAAAUGGAGGCGGAACCGAAGACUGUUGACUCCAGCAUUCCAUUUUGAAAUCCUGCGACCCUACGUCAGAAUUUACAACCAGGCAACGGAUGUGUUCAUGGAAAAGAUGUCCAGAAGUUUCGCCCAGAAGGGUAAAGCCGUGGAGAUCACCAAACACGUGAGUCUGCUGACAUUGGACAUCAUUCUGCAGUGUGCAUUCUCCCACAACAUCGACUGUCAACGUGUUGGAGACAAGCAUCCGUACGUCGGUGCAGUGUACGCCAUGACACAGCUCAUCAUGUCUCGUACAAGAAACCCUUGGAUGAUGCACCUUUGGCCGAUGUACCGACUGACAUCAGAGGGCCGGGAGUUUGUUAAGCUGUACAACCUUGUCCAUCAACAGGCUGAUGACAUCAUUAAAGCAAGGAGACAGGUUCUG
Messenger RNA from Branchiostoma floridae (Florida lancelet), 977 nucleotides. Its product is annotated as cytochrome P450 4A4-like. Gene Ontology annotation, molecular function: heme binding; oxidoreductase activity, acting on paired donors, with incorporation or reduction of molecular oxygen; monooxygenase activity. Lineage: Eukaryota; Metazoa; Chordata; Leptocardii; Amphioxiformes; Branchiostomatidae. The record is from RefSeq and is a predicted model, not a curated record.